AUCAUAAAGAACAAAAUUUUUUAACUUUUAGAGAGAGAAAACUUAGAGAGAGAGAGACUCUCUUCACCAGAGAAGCUGCUUCAACCUUUUUUGCCUUCGUUUAUAAACAAUCUCGUCUUACUUUUCUACAGAGAGAAAGGAAGGAGAAGAAGCUUUGAAGAAGCUUUGUCAAUAUUUGGUCUUCUUCUUUCUUACCCAUCAACGGUUUCAAUCCGAUCUAGCUCUUCCGAGUUCGGUUCCGUUUCUCUCGGACGAGUUUGCGGCUGAGGAAGAUCUUUUGAGGGGUUUUUGUUGAUACCCUUUUGUGAACUUCAGCUCUGGUGGCUUUGUGUUUGGCUAUUUCAGCUGUUGAAGCUUUGUGGGUACUUGUUUGUUUGCUCCGAUCUGGCUCGCCGAGUCUUUGGUUCCUUUUGACUCUUUUCUUUAUUGGAUGAGUUAACGCGGAAGAUCUCUGUUUACAAUCACCAUGAGUGGACCAGUUAACAUCAUUGUAGGUUCUCAUGUCUGGAUUGAAGACCCAAAACUAGCUUGGAUUGACGGUGAAGUUUUCCGCAUCAAUGGCGAGGAAGUUCAUGUCCGGGCUACCAAUGGGAAAACAGUUGUUACCAAUAUAUCAAAGAUAUUCCCCAAGGAUACUGAAGCACCUGCUGCAGGUGUAGAUGACAUGACAAAGCUGUCAUACUUGCAUGAACCUGGAGUUCUGAGCAACUUGGCGACCAGAUAUGAACUCAACGAAAUCUAUACAUACACUGGAAAUAUACUUAUUGCAAUAAAUCCAUUCCAAAGAUUACCUCAUCUUUAUGAUACUCACAUGAUGGAACAAUACAAAGGAACUGGAUUUGGAGAACUAAGUCCUCAUGUCUUUGCAGUUGCUGAAGUGGCAUACAGGGCAAUGAUUAAUGAAGGAAAAAGCAAUUCAAUUCUAGUUAGCGGAGAAAGUGGUGCUGGUAAGACCGAGACCACGAAGAUGCUCAUGCGGUAUCUUGCAUACCUUGGAGGUCGAUCUGGAGUGGAAGGGCGAACUGUUGAACAACAAGUCCUAGAAUCCAAUCCUGUUCUUGAAGCAUUUGGAAAUGCAAAAACUGUUAGGAACAAUAAUUCAAGUCGCUUUGGUAAAUUUGUUGAGAUCCAAUUUGAUAAGAGUGGGAGAAUAUCUGGGGCAGCUGUUCGAACUUAUUUGCUUGAAAGGUCUCGAGUAUGUCAGAUCUCGGAUCCUGAAAGAAAUUAUCAUUGCUUUUACCUUCUCUGUGCAGCUCCUCCUGAGGAAAGGGAGAAGUAUAAAUUAGCAGACCCUAAAUCCUUCCACUACUUAAAUCAAUCUAACUGCUUUGAGUUGGAUGGAGUGAACGAUGGCCAUGAAUAUCUUGCAACCAGAAGGGCUAUGGAUGUAGUUGGAAUCAGCGAGGAGGAGCAGGAGGCAAUUUUUAGGGUUGUAGCUGCAAUUUUGCAUCUUGGAAAUAUUGAAUUUGCAAAGGGAGAGGAAAUUGAUUCUUCAGUCAUUAAGGAUGAAAAAUCCAGAUUCCAUCUUAAUACCACUGCCGAACUGCUUAAGUGUGAUGCAAAGAGUUUGGAAGAAGCACUGAUUCAACGUGUUAUGGUAACUCCAGAAGAGGUUAUAACUCGAACUCUUGAUCCUGUGGCUGCUUUGGGUAGUAGGGAUGCCUUGGCUAAAACGAUUUAUUCACGACUCUUUGAUUGGCUCGUGGAGAAGAUUAACAAUUCAAUUGGGCAAGACCCAAAUUCUAAGUCAUUGAUUGGAGUUCUGGAUAUUUAUGGAUUUGAGAGUUUUAAAUUCAACAGCUUUGAACAGUUCUGCAUCAAUUUUACAAAUGAAAAACUGCAGCAACAUUUCAAUCAGCACGUUUUCAAAAUGGAGCAGGAGGAAUAUACCAAAGAGCAAAUCAAUUGGAGUUAUAUCGAGUUUGUUGAUAACCAGGAUGUCUUGGAUCUGAUUGAAAAGAAACCAGGAGGAAUUAUCGCACUUCUGGAUGAGGCCUGCAUGUUUCCCAAAUCUACACACGAAACAUUUGCUCAGAAGUUAUACCAGACUUUCAAGAACAACAAGCGCUUCAUUAAGCCUAAGCUAUCUCGUACUAGUUUUACAAUAUCUCAUUAUGCUGGAGAGGUGACUUAUUUGGCAGAUCUAUUUUUGGACAAAAACAAAGACUAUGUGGUAGCAGAACAUCAGGCCCUCUUGACAACUUCAAAAUGCUCGUUUGCGAGAGCUUUGUUUCCUCCGCAACCAGAGGAAACAGCAAAAUCCUCAAAAUUUUCUUCCAUUGGUUCACGUUUUAAAUUACAACUUCAAUCUUUAAUGGAGACCUUAAAUUCAACAGAACCUCACUACAUCAGAUGUGUAAAGCCAAAUAAUGCGCUCAAGCCUGCUAUUUUUGAGAACUCAAAUGUUAUCCAACAAUUACGUUGUGGUGGUGUCCUUGAAGCAAUUAGGAUCAGCUGUGCUGGAUAUCCUACCAGAAGAACAUUUUACGAGUUCCUCCUACGUUUUGGGGUACUUGCACCAGAAGUUUUGGAUGGAAACUAUGAUGACAAGUUAGCAUGCCAGAUGAUCCUGGAUAAAAUGGGUUUGAAAGGUUAUCAGAUUGGUAAGACAAAAAUCUUCCUGAGGGCUGGGCAGAUGGCUUCUCUGGAUGCAAAGAGAACAGAGGUGCUUAGCAACGCUGCCAGAACAAUUCAGAUGCAAAUUAGAACAUUUAUUGCACGCAAGGAGUUUGUUGCGUUACGGAAAGCUGCUAUACAUGUGCAAUCAUUUACUCGAGGUGUUUUGGCUCGAAAAUUAUUUGAGCAGUUGCGACGGGAAGCAGCAGCUUUAAAGAUCCAGAAGUGUUUCAAGCGAUAUAUUGCCAGGAAAUCAUACUUAGAUUUGCUCUCAUCUGCAAUCACAUUGCAAACAGGGUUAAGGGCAAUGAAGGCUCGUGAUGAAUUCAGAUUCAGAAAGCGUACCAAGGCAGCAAUUAUCAUUCAGGCACAUUUGCGUUGUCACAUGGCGUAUUCUUACUAUACGAGACUCCAAAAGGCUGCAUUGUACACGCAGUGUGGUUGGAGGCGAAGGGUUGCACGAAAGGAGCUAAGAAAACUGAAAAUGGCUGCAAGGGAAACUGGUGCUCUCAAAGAAGCAAAAGACAAAUUAGAAAAACGUGUAGAAGAACUUACAUGGCGCUUGCAACUUGAGAAGCGGCUGAGGACUGAUCUGGAAGAGGAGAAAGCCCAAGAAAUUGCCAAAUUACAAGAUGCUUUACACAGUAUGCAAUUACAAGUUGAAGAAGCAAAUGCUCAAGUUAUCAAAGAGCGAGAGGCUGCUCGGAAAGCUAUUGAAGAAGCACCUCCAGUUGUCAAGGAAACUCCAGUUUUUGUUGAGGAUACUGAAAAAAUCAAUUCAUUAAUGGCUGAGGUGGAGAGUUUGAAGGCUUCGCUGCUGGCAGAAAAAUCGUCAGCUGAAGAAGCUAGAAAAGCUUGUACAGAAGCUGAAGCCAAAAAUGUGGAGCUGACUAAAAGACUUCAAGAUGCAGACCAGAAGGUGGAUCAACUUCAGGAGUCGGUGCAGAGGCUUGAAGAGAAGCUUUCAAAUUCAGAAUCAGAGAACCAGGUACUUCGUCAACAAGCCUUGACGAUGUCACCAACAGGAAAAGCUUUAUCUGCAAGACCGAAGUCAAUGAUUAUUCAGAGGACACCAGAGAAUGGAAAUAUUCCACAUGGAGAGGCCAAAGUAUCAUCGGAUACAACUCUUGCAUUAUCGAAUGUACGUGAGCCCGAAUCAGAGGAAAAACCACAGAAAUCACUUAAUGAGAAGCAGCAGGAGAACCAGGAUCUGCUAGUGAAGUGCAUAUCUCAAGAUUUGGGAUUUUCUGGAGGCAAACCCAUUGCUGCUUGUGUCAUAUAUAAAUGUCUUCUUCACUGGAGGUCGUUUGAAGUUGAAAGAACCAGCAUAUUCGAUCGAAUCAUUCAAACAAUAGCUUCAUCCAUAGAGGUCCAGGAUAACAAUGAUGUAUUAACUUAUUGGUUAUCUAAUACAUCCACGUUGUUGUUGCUUCUCCAACAUACUCUCAAAGCUAGUGGAGCUGCUAGCUUGACUCCUCAAAGGAGGAGAACUAGUUCAGCUUCUCUUUUUGGAAGGAUGUCUCAAGGAUUAAGGGCAUCUCCACAAAGUGCUGGACUAUCAUUUCUUAAUGGUCGGGGGCUUGGUAGAUUGGAUGAUUUUCGGCAGGUUGAGGCGAAGUAUCCAGCACUGUUGUUUAAGCAGCAGCUUACAGCGUUUUUGGAGAAAAUAUAUGGAAUGAUAAGAGACAACCUAAAGAAAGAGAUUUCGCCCUUACUUGGAUUAUGCAUUCAGGCUCCUAGGACAUCCCGGGCGAGCUUAGUGAAAGGACGCUCCCAAGCAAAUGCUAUGGCUCAGCAAGCCUUAAUUGCACAUUGGCAAAGCAUUGUGAAAAGCUUAAAUAAUUAUUUGAAGAUCAUGAAAGCAAACUAUGUACCUCCAUUCUUGGUCCGCAAAGUUUACACUCAGAUAUUCUCAUUUAUUAAUGUUCAACUAUUUAACAGCCUUCUUUUGCGGCGCGAGUGUUGUUCGUUCAGCAAUGGAGAGUAUGUGAAAGCUGGCUUGUCUGAAUUAGAACAAUGGUGCUCUGCAGCAACUGAGGAGUAUGCCGGGUCUGCCUGGGAUGAACUAAAGCACAUUAGGCAGGCUGUUGGAUUCCUUGUUAUACAUCAAAAACCCAAAAAGACAUUGAAUGAGAUAACAAAAGACCUAUGUCCUGUGCUUAGCAUUCAACAGUUAUAUAGGAUCAGUACAAUGUACUGGGAUGACAAAUAUGGCACGCAUAGCGUCUCUUCGGAAGUUAUUUCAAGUAUGCGAAUUCUGAUGACUGAAGACUCCAACAAUGCUAUUAGCUCAUUCCUGUUGGAUGAUGACUCUAGUAUACCAUUUUCUGUGGAUGAUAUUUCCAAAACAAUGAAACAAGUAGAUGUAACAGACAUAGAUCCUCCAUCGCUGAUACGAGAGAACUCCGGGUUCGGGUUUUUGCUUCAACGUGCAGAGUAAUGCCCUAUGCUGAUCAUGGUUUAUCAGGGUGAGAAUCUUGUCUGCUUUAGCACGACAAACUGCGCGUCAACUCUGUGCAUAUACUCAUUGUUUGUCACCAUUCCAUGUGUAUAGUUAUAUUAAAUUCUGUCGACCUAGCGACCGAGUUCGAAUGGUUGUCUUGGUUGAAUUUAUUUUGCCUCAUGUUAUAUCGACAUCGAGAGGGUAUUUGUUGUCCAGAAGCCAUGUCACCGAGCGUGAUCAUGUGCUACCAUGGAAGCAAACACGAGUCUAGAAAACCCAGAAAAUGAUCACCAUUACAGUGGUCUUUCUUAUAUUCAUUUGGUUUUUUUUCUAAGGUCCGUAGUCCUUGGGUGUAAUGGCUGUUUUUUAGGCCUCUUUUUUGGGUUAGAUUGUGGAAGCAAUUUGUAUUUAGUGUGAUGUAAUUUUUCAUUUUUUCCGGAAGAAGUAGGAACAAGAACGAUAGCAUCUCCUCAUUGUACUUUUUUUUCUUUUUUGGGUUUUUAGUACAGUAUUUUGUGAUUUUGUUGCUCAUAUGUCUUAGUACUUUUAAGGCACCAAGAAUAAAAAGGCUGGCAAUUAUUACAUAUUAA
Messenger RNA from Benincasa hispida (wax gourd), 5649 nucleotides. RefSeq names its product myosin-17-like. Gene Ontology annotation, biological process: actin filament organization. Gene Ontology annotation, cellular component: cytoplasm; actin cytoskeleton; membrane. Gene Ontology annotation, molecular function: microfilament motor activity; actin filament binding; ATP binding. The record is from RefSeq and is a predicted model, not a curated record. Lineage: Eukaryota; Viridiplantae; Streptophyta; Magnoliopsida; Cucurbitales; Cucurbitaceae.